UGUGUGCUUUCAGGCCUCCGCUCAGGUGUCACGUGCACGAUGACGUCACGCGUCACAACAAUAAAUUCUCCGUGAGCAGUCAGAGGUCCGCACUUCUGCGAUGGCGCAGCCGCGCUCUCUGCACGUUUCCGUGGGCAUCCUGGGCGUCUCUGGCGGUUCCCUCCUGCUCCUGGUCAACAGCUAUGGCAGCUCCCCACAAAGAUCCUUCAUCGACCACACUGCUCUGGGGAUCCUGCUCCUGAUCAUCGCAGCCCUCUUAUGCUACGCAGGCGUCCGACGCAGUCUGUCUCAUGCCCAGCUGCUGUCCGCCCUGUGUCUGACCGUCUCCGCCCUGUGGUGUGGUUCAGGCCUGGUCUACGUGCUGGUGGGGCAGGGGGUGCUGCAGCCCACCGACCUAAGGUCCUCUCUGGUCCCGGGUUUCGCAGCGUUUGCGUUGGCCCUGCUCGUGUUAGGAGUUGUCGCCGUGCUGGUGAAGAAAGUCGUCCUGGCUCUCAUGGCGAUCGGCAUCAGCUUAGCGUGCGCCCAUCAGAUCGCCGGCCUGUCGGCGGCAGGCUUCGGCCAGUCUGCCGCCGCUGCCAACUACCUCCUGGUCUGCGUGGUGGGGGUCUACUUUGGCUGUGGGCGCCUCCUGUCCACCAUCACUCGUGGUAGAGUGGAGCCUCCGGGAACGGGUCUGAGGAGGAGCGCUGCAGCGAAACCAGAGGUGACCCUCGGCUGCAGUGACACUGUGGCAGUGGGUCUAGUGAUGAACCUGCUCUCCGCCUCUGUGUUGGCCUGUCCCCUGUUGGGCGUGGUGCCUCAGCUCUCCGUGGGUCACGUCCCCUGGCUGUGGACGGCUGGGGUCUUCCAGCUCGGCACGUGUGUCCUCUGCUACCGAGCCAUGGACGCGCUGGCCGCCACCUUUUACGCCUUCGCUGCUCUCCUGAAAUUCGCAGAGGGCUACGGCGCGCUGCUGUCGCUCUACUCCGUGCUGCCGCUCUCUCCCGUCCCCUUCCCCGCCGUCUUCUCCGUGCUUUUCUUCGUCCUGGCUCUGUUCAGUUGCCAGAAGGACCUGCUGGAGGGGCUCUACCAGCUGUUCUACGUGGCCUACUGCAUUGCCAUCGCAGCCCAGCCUCAGGGCUUCUUCCAAGGAGGCACUCAGGGGGUGCAGGCGGCUAUAUUCAUAGCCUCUGCUAGCAUGAUGUUCAUUACCGCAUUCAAUAUGGCUUCCGCUGCCAAGAUCCCCACAGGACGGCGUCAUUUUAAGGCGUUAGUGGGCAGAAUGCAAAGUCUUACGCUCAGAGCUCAAGAUGCCCAGCGGCACACGCCUCACCUGGGCUACUCUAAAUACGCCGAUGCGGAGGUGCUGGGCCACGCCUGCAGCGUGCUCGCCGCCUUCGCCAUCACGGCCACGGCGGGCGGCGCCGCCCCUCUGUCUGUGCUGGUUCUGCCCUGGGCGGUGGUGGCCGGCGGGGCUCUGCAGCUGCUCUGCGGCGCGGUGGCCUUCGCCCGGGGGAAGACCCUGGAGAGCACGGCCUUCGUCCUGUACGGCAUGAUGUGGACGGUGUGGGGCCUCACCCGCUACGGGGGCCUGUACGGCCGGACGAGAGGCUUCAACGUGGCCGUCGGCAUCGUCGGCUUCAUGGCGUUCAACCUGCUGGUGACGGCCGCGGCGCUGUUCCUGAACGUGGCGUGGUUUGCCUGCGCGCUCACCUUCCAGCUCAUCCUCAUCAGCUUCCUGCUGGAUGCGUUGGGCAGCCUGCCUUACGGCUACGACAUUGGCGUCUCCAUCAUCUUUGGCCUCGUCAGUUUUUACUGUUUCCUGGCGCAUAUUUUCAACGGCACCUUUCAAUCGCCCCAGAUCCCUCUAGGGAGGCCUCUAGUCAGGUGGAGUGGGGCGGGGCUUGGGGCGCGUUCGUGCCCACACGUUCCAGCUCGCAAGGCCACAUCAGUCCAGCAGAUCGCAGAAAUCAUGAAAAACGGUGGCACGUGUGGAAUGCCGACUGACACCGUCUACGUCCUGGUGGCGGCUUGCAACAGGCCGGACGCUGUGGUCAAAGCUUACAAAGCGAAGAAGCAGGCAGAAGACCGACCCAUGUCCCUGUGGAUCUCCUCCAUCAAGCAGCUGGAGCCGGUGCGACACCUGCUGAGCCCUCUGCUGCUGGACUUCAUGGAAGCUGCGUGGCCGUCCUCCAUUAGCAUGGUCAUACCCAGAGGCCCCUGGAUGGACACGUUCGGUUUAGGAGACGCCGCCAAACAUAUUGGGACUCCACAAAGCAUUGCCAUCAGAAACCCAGACUGCUCCGUAGCCACACACCUCAUAAGUCUGGUGGGGCCCAUUGCAGUGACCUCGGCCAACCCUACAGGAGAGGCAGACACAACCCACCACAACCAAGUCUAUGCAAAGCUGGGAGACAAGGUGGAUGCUGUUUUAUGUGACGGUCCUUCCCCAGAGAAUAUAGCAUCUACUGUGGUCGACUGCACCAAGAUCGACACAGGUCAUAUUGGUUUCUUCAGAGUGGGUCUCAUUCCUAAAUCAAAGGUUCUUCAGAUCUUUGAGGAUGUUCAGAGAAGACACAGGCAGGGGCAAACAAAUCAAGCCUUUGAGUUGGAUUCACCAGAUACAGAGUCAGAGGGAGCAACUGGAAGCUCAACACCAGCUACAGAUUCACUUGAAGGAUCUUAGCACUAAUAGUAACAAGGCAGUGGUUUUAUAGUUGCUAAGUAAUGUAUAACAUCAAGUCAAACAUACAUAUGUAUAUGUUUUUUAAUAUAUAUUGUCAGGUUACUAUCCAAGAGUAAAUGGUUUUAAUACAUUGUGUUACUUGUAUUAUUUUAUGACACAAAUCAAUGCACUGGUUUAUCUAAGGUACAUCACCAAACUGCACAUGACUAUUUAAUUUUCUUUUAAUAUAUAUUUGCAUAUAUUUGAAUGUAACUAAACUACUGUAGUAGUGCAGAAAUCUAUACUGUAAAUAUUUUCUACUGUUGUGCUACAUUGUCUAAUUAACUGAUGUUGGAUGAACACUGAAAAGUAGUUUUAUGUACAGAACAAUGGCAUACAAAAAGUUGCUGCUGUGCAAUAAUCUGCCUCCUGAAACGGUCUGUAUCUUCUAUCAAAGUGUGUGAGGGGGGGUUUUCUCUUAUUUGUUUAUUAUUCUUACUUUAUCUCACUCUCUAAAUUUCAAAUAAUAAAGAUGAAAAUUAUUACACACUACCCCCCCCCCCCCCCCCCCCCCCCCCCCCCCCCCCCACACACACACACACACAAAGUAAAGUAAGUCAGUAGAAUACAUGAUCAUCAUUUGUUUGCGUAGGUGCUUGUGUAUCAGAUAUCAAGGCUGUCUGGAGCACCCAAAACCAACACCUAAAGAAGUCAAUUGUGAAAUAAUAAAAAUCAUACUGGUU
Molecule: messenger RNA, 3387 nt
Organism: Betta splendens (Siamese fighting fish)
Lineage: Eukaryota; Metazoa; Chordata; Actinopteri; Anabantiformes; Osphronemidae
Exons: 9
Coding region: 101-2665 (854 amino acids)
Biological process (GO): regulation of translational fidelity
Cellular component (GO): cytoplasm
Molecular function (GO): tRNA binding; double-stranded RNA binding; nucleotidyltransferase activity
Source: RefSeq, a predicted model, not a curated record